CCCGCCCCCAACCCUUAGACCCGUGUCAGUUUCUACAGAGACUGCGCGAGUUUCACGAAUACACUGUAUCCAUUUCCGCUGUCAUCAUCAUUAGCAUAGAGCGAGAGAAAAACAGACAGAUACUAGACAGCUGACUGGCGAGUCUAGCUUUCCGACCGCUGAACAGUAACGCAGUCCGCUGCCCGGGUAGUACCUGCUCCUGUCCGAUUCGGGCUUCAUGUUCCUGUGUCAGACACUGCAGAAGAAGGGUCCUGAAGCGAAGCUGGUGAGUUCUCGGUUUAGCCCGAUAGGAUCUCUGCUUUGCAGUUGGAAUAAAAGAUGUGCAAUGGAAUGGUAGCACCAAAGACAAGAUUCCUCGUCCACUUCCUUACUGUUUAUGACCGACUCUUUGUGUCCCUAGUAGUGUUACUGGCUGUCGUAUCCCAAGGACUGGCAUCAGGGUGUCAGCCGCCGUUUGAGCCGGAGAACGGGGGGUACAAAUGCCACCCCUCACCUUGCCUCCAGCUGACGGAGGGCACUGUGAUCGAGUAUUUCUGCGACGAGGGCUACACGCUGAAGGAGGAUUACAAAUACCUAACCUGCGAGAACGGAGAGUGGAACACUGCCACGGAGAUCAGCUGCAGGCUCGGCCAGGAUAAAGACCAGCGCUCGUCCCUGGAGGUGCCCACACUCUCCAUUGUCGCCACGACCGCAAGCUCUGUGGCCCUCAUCCUCCUGCUCGUGGUCCUGUUUGUUCUGCUGCAACCGAAACUCAAAUCUUUCCAUGACAGCAGGCGUGACCCCGGAGUGUCUGGCGAUCCUGUUUCCAUCGUAGUGGGGGGUGUGCAGGUGGCUCUGCCUUCGUAUGAGGAGGCCGUGUACGGCAGCGGGGGGGCCAGCGUCCCCCCAGCCGAGUCCCGGGUGCAGAUUGUGCUGUCGGAGGACUCCCCCAUUGAGGCAGACACCCUGGGACAAGCUGAGGGGAGCCAGGCCAGCGGCUUUCAGCGCUCGGAGACAGUGCUGGUGCACCCGGCCCCCACCUCCUCCUCCUCCUCCUCCUGGGCCAGCGCAGCAGCCGCCCGUCCUCAGCGGCAAGACUCGGAGAGCAGUGACGAGCACAGCCUACUGUCCCUCAACAGCACAGAGGAUUUCGCUGAUGAUAUUCCUUUGUUAAAGGAAGCAUGAAGCCAGCUGACUUUGGCUGCCUUUAUUUAGGCUUUCCCCCUCGCCGCUAUCUCUGUAGUCCUUCCUGGACUGUGCGCUCUGAAGCCUUUACCCCCUCCUCCAAUCCCAACCAGCCACAGCCUGCCAUCCAAAGGACUGCACAGAGACUGAUUCACCAGUAUGAUUUACUCAUGUCCAUGCAGAGCACUUCCUGCAUGGCCAGGCUUCGGUAGGCCUGCUUACCCCAUUGAUAGAUGCAGGUUUCCAGCAAACAGGCAGUGAGCGGUUUAACACAGACCAUAUGAAGGGCAGGCUUUAAGUAGAGGGAUUCUUUGUAUCUGGGUUUGUUUAACACGCAUGCAGCUCUGUGUGCACAGCAGUGACUGUAGCUUAUGUACAUUUACUCACUGACGCACGUGUACUCACACUUCACAAACGCAUACACACCAAAUAAACAUUCACAAUUAUUCAUGCUAAAUAAAGUUCAUAAUUAUUCACAAUAUGCUCACAGACUUGCAUUCAAACACAGAACUACUUGCCCACACCCAACCUUACACAAAGCAUUAAACACAAGUGCACAUAUAAUUCUUAGAUAUUUGCAGAAUUAGCACAACGCAAGCAUGCACACCACACACAUUCACAACUCAUCAUACAGCCAAGCUUACAAACACAGAGUUGCAAAGUGAGUUAGUAUCUCUGGGUCCAUUGCAACGAACUAAAACAAGCGUACACUGGGCAAGAUCCCGUGGCUAGUACAGAGCAUGGUACUAAACUAGUACGCAACUUAAUACCAAUUUUAACAAACUUAGCAGCUCCAGAUAGUCCCCAGCUGUGUAUUAAAGAUGUUCUCAAGUGCAACAAACCCAAAGUAACUACUGCUGCCCUCUAGAGGAUACUAAAACACGUUACUAAGUUAGUCCAGCAAUUUCUGUAGACUAAAGACUUGUGGUAUCGUACUAACUGGAACAAAUAUGAAAAAUCCCCAGAUGUAUUAAACUAUUCAUUACCAAAGAGUAUAUAAAAUAAUAAUAAAAAAACCAUGUGUCAAAACGUUUGCAACAAAAUCAUUUCAUUCUUCUUCACCUUAACGUAGGCCUAUUUUAUAAGUAAUAAUAAUACAUAAUUCCAGUAUGACUUUCUAGUGUCUCUGCUUUCAGCCUCUUCCACAGAUUUUUUUUUUUUUAAUUUGCUGCUGUACCUGACCGCCUCUCGGGGAAGGCAGUAUUCAGCCAUCCUCCACAGUUUGAACACAAUCUCUUAUACACUCUAUGAAAUAAAGUUUUUGCCCCGUUGUAUAACGUUUCACACGACUACUGGCCAUGAUUACCCUUGUGUGGAUGUACUGAGAAAUGAAUCUUUUAUAUAGGCUACACCUGAAAUAUGGCAUUUGCAUUUCUGAUUCAAUUUACACCUUAUAUAGUCUACAAUACAUCUUUGGUCCCAUAAACAAAUGCAUUUGUUUUCUGUGUGAAUUAAAUGAGGACUACUACAAGUUUUGUUUAAUGCAGCUUCAUUAAUUUUGGUGGUGUUUUAGGAAAAUUAGAUUAUACCUGUGAGUUUGGUUCAAGAAAAUGGGAAAAUGUUCUUAUGCAAUUUAGCCUUAGUAUUUCCUUUCAUUUGUGAAUACUUUUCCAUACAUCAUUUUCUGAAGUUCAAAAAAUGUAAAUUAAAAACAAUAAUAAUUAAGAUGUUAAGUUUCUUAAAAAUUAAAACAAUUUCAAUCUUGUUGCGGAAAAUGACACUCUUAAAAUAUAAUUAGCUGGAAGUAAUGUCUUAGAUUUUGAGCCCCCCCCCCCCCCUUCCUUCAGUUCCUGUUUGCUAGCCCACCAAGAGCUGACUCCUGAGCUCAGUGCUAAAGCUGGGGAUCAGCUGAUCUUUUUUCGUUGCAAUUGGUACUAAGUUAGUCCGCAGCUGGGGAUGAUCCUGAGAUAGUACUGUAUUAGCUAGUCCGCAGCUGGGGAUGAUCCUGAGAUAGUACUGUAUUAGCUAGUCCGCAGCUGGGGAUGAUCCUGAGAUAGUACUGUAUUAGCUAGUCCGCAGCUGGGGAUAAUCCUGAGAUAGUACUGUAUUAGCUAGUCCGCAGCUGGGGAUGAUCCUGAGAUAGUACUGUAUUAGCUAGUCUGCAGCUCCGUACUAAAUCUACAAGUUCACUGCAAUUGACCCACUAUGGCCCGGUUUACAUUAUUAUUAUUAGAAGUAGUAGUAUUUUUUUUUUUUAAUAAUAAUUUGUAUCAGGCGGAUGUCCAACACUCCUUGUUUUCUGAUAAGUCUUUUCAUUUUAUCUUCUUUAACUGUCCAUGUAUUUCACAGUGCUGGAGAGGUCAUGUAUUUCACAGUGCUGGAGAGGUCAUGUAUUUCACAGUGCUGGAGAGGUCAUGUAUUUCACAGUGCUGGAGAGGUCAUGUAUUUCACAGUGCUGGAGAGGUCAUGUAUUUCACAGUGCUGGAGAGGUCAUGUAUUUCACAGUGCUGGAGAGGUCAUGUAUUUCACAGUGCUGGAGAGUUCAUGUAUUUCCCAGUGCUGGAGAGGUCAUGUAUUUCACAGUGCUGGAGAGGUCAUGUAUUUCACAGUGCUGGAGAGGUCAUGUAUUUCACAGUGCUGGAGAGGUCAUGUAUUUCACAGUGCUGGAGAGGUCAUGUAUUUCACAGUGCUGGAGAGUUCAUGUAUUUCACAGUGCUGGAGAGGUCAUGUAUUUCCCAGUGCUCGAGAGUUCUCCCAGGCUGUAUGGGUAUGCAGGCUUUGUUUGACAAAGAGAGGCAGACUUCCAAACCUGCCAUUUGCUAUCUAGAGGGCUGCGCUAUAAACACAUCUUUCAGCCUUUAUGUUCAAUUAAAGCUCAGUUCUAGGUUUAAGAAAGGGAAUUGUUUGCUUGUGGGAAUCUGUUUUUGUAUCUCUUGUAUAUCUUCUGUAAUCUGUUCUGAAAUCCAUCUCUCUCCCUCCCUCUCUGGCCCCCCUGUUUCUGUGUGAAGGUGGUGUGCAGAGACCCUGGAGCCUGUGCCUUAAGGGAGAGGGAGGGGUAUGGGAGUAAGAUGAGAUUUGAAAUGACCUGCACUAGCGAGUUUGAGCUCUGUAGUGACUGAGCAGUGUGCUCUGCUCUGAGCUGCUUCCACAGAGCCUAGUUACCACUAGUCUUGGACUACCCUACUACUUGGUGCUACAUGGGUCCUGUGAAACUAAACGAUCUUUGUAAAAUGCAUUAGUGUAGUUUUUGUAGACCCAUUUUUUUUUUUUUUUUUUUUUUUUUUUUUAUUUAAACAUUGGUCUACAAAAACGACACUGUUAAGUUUUCUUCCCAUUUUAGGAUUGUUAUGGAAUAACUAUGGUCUUCAUUACUCAAGUGGUUUCUACUGCAGAUUGCCUUUGAACCCACCCCACACAACAUGGAAACUAAAAAAGAAGCACUGGAACAUCGUACUCCUUUCACAAGCACAGAGUUAUCUACAAAAAACUAAUGUGUUGUGUUGCAUUUCCUCCCGCCACGCUACACAGCUCACCAGAAUGCAUCUAGUCUAGAUAAAUUAUCCUUCUUCUUCUUCUUCUUAAAUAUUAUGAUUGUUGUUGUUUGUUAUUAUAAAUAUUAUUUCUGCACAUGCUAGUCUUGCUUCUCAGUGCUUGAGAUGGGCUGGGAAGAUUGAUGAUGUUUUGUGUGUUUGUUUUGUUUUCAUGUACAUUUGAAAUUGUGUGCUUUGGCCAAACAGAUAUCCUCUUUAGGUCCUCAUGCUGGCUCAAGUUGACUGUAGUGUCACAGUGGGUCAGCUGAUUUUCUAUCGUUAUGACUGCCAGGGAAUUGUUCAAGGCAAACCGAUUCAAUAUUGCCUUAAAUUCUGAAUGUACAUUAUGCAGAAAUAAGGACUCAUUUGCUGUGUUUACUGAUGGAAUUGUUCAUUUUUGUUUGUUUUGUCUAUGCAGGAAUGUUGUCGGUAUACUGGCAAAAAGAGAAUUUAUACAGUCUCUGAAAACAUUGAUGUACAAUGCUACAGAUGUACAAUAUUAUUCUAAACUGUGGACACACAUGCAAUUCCCUAAUGCAAAAGCCAAUAAUCUUAAUGAGAAACCAACCCACUUUUUUUUAUUUCAGCCCGAGAACCUAAAGAUAAAGAUUGUUAUUAUUAUUAUAUUUUUUGUUAUGUUGGAAAUGUAACCUUUACAAAGAGAAUCUUGUUAUAUUGACGAUUGUGUGUCCAGAAAGUUGUUGUGCACUGUUGUACGGUGUCUGCAGCGAUGUGUCAAGAGAGAUGAGUUCAAUGCUCCUAUUUCAUAAUAAUCUAUUUGCCAUUAAAAGACAUGACUGCAAAUGGUACUAGCAAUUUAUAAACAACAAAUGAACUGGGGUUAACUACACAAAAAGGACAUGUCAAAUUCCAAUAUUGUAAUGAAUUCCAUACAGAAUGUUAAUCUUUUUCCUUGAUUGUUUUGGUUUUCUCUUGGAUCUGUACAUUGCAAUGGGUGUGAAGAUAGUAUUUUAAUAUUUGUAUAGUUUAAUUUAAUUCUACUAUGUAUAUAACUAUUUCUAAUUAAAGGUUUCUUUUGACGUGUU
Molecule: messenger RNA, 5680 nt
Organism: Acipenser ruthenus (sterlet)
Lineage: Eukaryota; Metazoa; Chordata; Actinopteri; Acipenseriformes; Acipenseridae
Product: sushi domain-containing protein 6-like
Exons: 6
Coding region: 319-1164 (281 amino acids)
Source: RefSeq, a predicted model, not a curated record